AACAUUGUUAGUCAUCCAAUCCCAGAAUACCUACUAAAGCGCCUACAACGUGUCCAGUUAGCCGCUGUAGGUUUCGUUCUUUGGCGCUAUGCGCAUAUGCCGGGUCUAAUCAAACUAGGAUGGAUGCCAAUAAAGGAACGCAGAGACAUUGAAUCAAUUACUAAACACUGUUUUUAAAGCCUUGCAUUAUACUGACUGGCCGUCUUAUCCAAAGCUAGACAUUCAUAAUCUAACGCGGACACUGAGGUCUUCCAAAGAAACGACAUUAAAAGUAUCCCUUGAGUCGGAUACUUUCCAGGACAGUGCCUCCAAUGUUUUUAAUUCAUUACCCUCUGCUGUAAAGUUUUUAGUGAUUUAA
Porites evermanni is the source of this 358-nucleotide messenger RNA. The record is from the annotation of a GenBank genome assembly. NCBI's taxonomy places the organism in Eukaryota, Metazoa, Cnidaria, Anthozoa, Scleractinia, Poritidae.